This is a messenger RNA of Conger conger (European conger), 1521 nucleotides long. RefSeq names its product myelin protein P0-like. The record is from RefSeq and is a predicted model, not a curated record. Lineage: Eukaryota; Metazoa; Chordata; Actinopteri; Anguilliformes; Congridae. The coding region runs from base 42 to 1139 and encodes 365 amino acids. Gene Ontology annotation, biological process: homophilic cell-cell adhesion; heterophilic cell-cell adhesion. The transcript has 8 exons. Gene Ontology annotation, cellular component: adherens junction.
AACGCUGACGGGUAACUCUCAGCUGCCUAGAGGAAUAGGCUAUGAUGGAGUUAUGGAAAUGUUAUCUUCUGUUUGUGUUCUCAAGCUGCACGGUCCUCACAGUGGUUGAGAGUCAGGCUGUCAGUGUUGAUCCGCAGGUUACUGCCUACUUGGGAGGUGAAGUCACGCUGCGCUGUCAGUUCAGUCGGGGAGACACACCUGCCGAAGUCGUACAGGUUACUUGGGAAAAACAGAAAGUUAAUUUUGCAGUGUUUCAUCCAGGUCAUGGUAAGAGUUACGGCGAAUCCCCUUUGAAAGGACGGGUCAGUUUCACCGGCAGCUCUGUGAAUGAUGCCUCCAUCAGCAUCACUAAUGUUAAUAAGACAGAUGAGGGAACGUAUGCCUGUAAAUACAUCACUCACCCUGGAGGAAACAUUGAAGGCACCACCACAGUCACUGUGCACGUGGGUGAGAGUCAGGCUGUCGGUGUUGAUCCGCAGGUUACUGCCUACUUGGGAGGUGAAGUCACGCUGCGCUGUCAGUUCAGUCGGGGAGACACAGCUGCCAAAGUCGUACAGGUUACUUGGGAAAAGCAGAAAGUUAUUUUUGCAGUGUUUAAUGCAUAUCAUGGUAAGAGUUACGGCGAAUCCCCUUUGAAAGGACGGGUCAGUUUCACCAGCAGCUCUGUGAAUGAUGCCUCCAUCAGCAUCACUAAUGUUAAUGAGACAGAUGAGGGAACGUAUGUCUGUCAAUACACCACUCACCCUGGAGGAACCAUUGAAGGCACCACCACAGUCACUGUGCAAGCCCUGGCAGAGCAGCCCUGGAAGGGUGCAGCAGCAGUGGGCUCUGGGGUUGGAACUGCCCUGCUGCUCAUAGUCCUCAUAUCAGCGGCAGUAUACUUCAUUGUGAUGAAGCGCAGGCAGAGAUACCAAGCUCCGACAUGCAGCAGCAGCAGCAGAGGGGACCAUGCACAGGCUGUUGUGUAUGAAAAUACCAAAGAGUUGGGUGGACCCGUUGUGUAUGAAAACCUGGCUGAGGACUCAAUUGAGCCCAGGUCUGUAGCUUCAGAAAACAGAGAUGGUAAGACCCUGUUCAUCUUGGACCAUGCUAAGACUUGUAAUUUUAAGAUUGAAAAUGGCAUUUUGUGGCUACUGUAGCAUCAUUUUUGUCCUUCUUGCUUCUAGAUUAUCAGGAAUUGCAAUUCAAAGACAGUGCUACCUACUGCACCAUGAAGAGUCUUUGAAGAAUGGCAGGGCAGACCUGUGUAGGGCUUGGUAUCAUUUGGAUUUCAGCAAUUCCAGUUCCGGUUCUGCUUAUCUGUUCUGAUUCUUAAUGGUUCCAGGGUUCCGAUUCCAAUAUGGUUAAACAAAUACUGCCACUCCUAAAAUCUGAUUGGCCACCCCAGUGCCACCCCACACAUAGUCCAUCUGCAUUUACCAAGACACCGUUUUUACCAAGACACGUCUUUCCCGUUUUGCUGUAUCAAAAGUGCACCUGUCAGGAGCAGCAAUCUGAUUUGCGCGUUACUGUCUGUUUUAU